Molecule: messenger RNA, 2225 nt
Organism: Physcomitrium patens
Lineage: Eukaryota; Viridiplantae; Streptophyta; Bryopsida; Funariales; Funariaceae
Product: acyl-lipid (8-3)-desaturase
Biological process (GO): lipid metabolic process
Cellular component (GO): membrane
Molecular function (GO): oxidoreductase activity, acting on paired donors, with oxidation of a pair of donors resulting in the reduction of molecular oxygen to two molecules of water
Source: RefSeq, a predicted model, not a curated record
UGGGCUUCUCCUUCGUGACCGUGACCUAUCUUCCCCUCUCGGCCAACUUAUCCUGGAGUGUUGCACUGGUUUUGUUUCUCCGCUGCAUUGUUGCUCAAUUCCUUGCUUCACUUUCCAACCCCCCUGCAUUGUCGCCCCUCGAGGUCUCCUUGCCUCGUCGCCAUUGGUGGCCGUGGCCAGGUGGGUGAGGCGGUGACGGAGAAGGACGUGUGCUGGUGCAGCGACCGCGGCAUUCCGUCUUCCAGGGAGGGAAGAGGGUAGGAAAUUUCGAGGGCUGGGACGAAGCAACUGGGUGCAAUGGCGCCCCACUCUGCGGAUACUGCUGGGCUCGUGCCUUCUGACGAAUUGAGGCUACGAACGUCGAAUUCAAAGGGUCCCGAACAAGAGCAAACUUUGAAGAAGUACACCCUUGAAGAUGUCAGCCGCCACAACACCCCAGCAGAUUGUUGGUUGGUGAUAUGGGGCAAAGUCUACGAUGUCACAAGCUGGAUUCCCAAUCAUCCGGGGGGCAGUCUCAUCCACGUAAAAGCAGGGCAGGAUUCCACUCAGCUUUUCGAUUCCUAUCACCCCCUUUAUGUCAGGAAAAUGCUCGCGAAGUACUGUAUUGGGGAAUUAGUACCGUCUGCUGGUGAUGACAAGUUUAAGAAAGCAACUCUGGAGUAUGCAGAUGCCGAAAAUGAAGAUUUCUAUUUGGUUGUGAAGCAACGAGUUGAAUCUUAUUUCAAGAGUAACAAGAUAAACCCCCAAAUUCAUCCACAUAUGAUCCUGAAGUCAUUGUUCAUUCUUGGGGGAUAUUUCGCCAGUUACUAUUUAGCGUUCUUCUGGUCUUCAAGUGUCCUUGUUUCUUUGUUUUUCGCAUUGUGGAUGGGGUUCUUCGCAGCGGAAGUCGGCGUGUCGAUUCAACAUGAUGGAAAUCAUGGUUCAUACACUAAAUGGCGUGGCUUUGGAUAUAUCAUGGGAGCCUCCCUAGAUCUAGUCGGAGCCAGUAGCUUCAUGUGGAGACAGCAACACGUUGUGGGACAUCACUCGUUUACAAAUGUGGACAACUACGAUCCUGAUAUUCGUGUGAAAGAUCCAGAUGUCAGGAGGGUUGCGACCACACAACCAAGACAAUGGUAUCAUGCGUAUCAGCAUAUCUACCUGGCAGUAUUAUAUGGAACUCUAGCUCUUAAGAGUAUUUUUCUAGAUGAUUUCCUUGCGUACUUCACAGGAUCAAUUGGCCCUGUCAAGGUGGCGAAAAUGACCCCCCUGGAGUUCAACAUCUUCUUUCAGGGAAAGCUGCUAUAUGCGUUCUACAUGUUCGUGUUGCCAUCUGUGUACGGUGUUCACUCCGGAGGAACUUUCUUGGCACUAUAUGUGGCUUCUCAGCUCAUUACAGGUUGGAUGUUAGCUUUUCUUUUUCAAGUAGCACAUGUCGUGGAUGAUGUUGCAUUUCCUACACCAGAAGGUGGGAAGGUGAAGGGAGGAUGGGCUGCAAUGCAGGUUGCAACAACUACGGAUUUCAGUCCACGCUCAUGGUUCUGGGGUCAUGUCUCUGGAGGAUUAAACAACCAAAUUGAGCAUCAUCUGUUUCCAGGAGUGUGCCAUGUUCAUUAUCCAGCCAUUCAGCCUAUUGUCGAGAAGACGUGCAAGGAAUUCGAUGUGCCUUAUGUAGCCUACCCAACUUUUUGGACUGCGUUGAGAGCCCACUUUGCGCAUUUGAAAAAGGUUGGAUUGACAGAGUUUCGGCUCGAUGGCUGAACACCCAUCAGGAUAUCAGCAUUACGCGUGCCCUCGCACAGUGGGUGUACAUCAGUUUUUGUUCAGAAGGUAUGAGACUUCUUGCAACGGCUUUUGACAUUCUGUAGUGUCCUGAAAGUUGACCUGGCCUGAGAAGCUGAAGACAAUUUACGUUGUACAACAUUGCUAGAAAUUCUAAUAAUACGUUCACCUUGUCAGAAUCUCAGAAUUUCCAAAGUUUGGUUUUGUCAAGUAGCUCUUACACAGGAUCUUCAACCCUGAAAUCCGAGGCAAUAAGUUAAGAAUUAGCGUAGAGCAUUCACAACUAAUUCUUAAGGUAGUCCCAUAUCUAAAAUUUCAAUGCAAUUAAGCUUGCUACAGGCUAUUGUGAAACCUAUGCCUCUCACUAGUACUUGGUGAAUAUUAUCAGUAUUGGAGGCCUGAGCAUCAAUCAUUUUGUAGGCAAUCUAACUGAUCAAUUUGAAUUAAGUGACUAUUGUUAUUUA